AUGUCGACAAACACCAAAGACGUCGGUGAAAGAUCGAAUAUUUCAUUACAUUCUUGUACAUUCGGACCCUCACCGGUAUAUGUCGACAAUCACAGCUAUGCUCUGGUGGAGGUCGAAAAGAGAGGAGCCGACAAAGAGGCGACUGGCUGUUUCUCGCCAAAUAUUACAUAUGAAGUUGUAAUGUUGUAUUUAAAUCUAUGCAAACAGUGUCAAAUGAAACACAGUGCACCUAAGAAAGGUAUUGUUGUGAAACCAAUGAUCAGUUCUGAGUUAAACUCAAGAUGUCAAGUUGAUCUGAUAGAUCUGCAAUCAAACUCAGAUGGUGAAUAUAAGUUCAUAAUGGUGUAUCAAGAUCAUUUAACUAAGUUUGUCCAGCUACGACCUUUGAAAACUAAGAGGGCUGAAGAAGUAGCGUAUCACGUUCUUCCAAUAUUUUUAACGUUUGGUGCUCCAGCAAUAUUGCAAUCAGAUAAUGGUAGAGAAUUCAGUAAUCAAGUCAUAUCCGAAAUAUGCGCCAUGUGGAAAGAUGUUAAGAUAGUUCAUGGAAAGCUUCGUCACAGUCAAACACAAGGCUCAGUUGAAAGGGCCAAUCAGGAUAUACAGAAUAUGUUAACUGCAUGGAUGAACGAUAACAAUACAAAUAAAUGGUCAGAAGGUUUACCCUUUGUUCAAUUUGCCAAGAACACUACAUACCGCGAAGGAAUACGUCAAAGUCCUUAUGAAGCCAUGUUUGGCAUUAAAGCGAAAAGAGGCAUAGCAUCGUCUUUCGAAACUGAGGAACAACUUGAAGGAAUUGCCAAUACUUUUGAAACCGAAGAACAGCUUGAAAAAACUGGUAAUACUUCUGAAAAAAAUUUGAACGGUGGUCUAACCGAAAACCAAACUCCAAAGAAAAAUAUUGAAGAGGACUUGCAAUUUACCACGUCUUCACAUCAAGUUAAACUUGCGAAUAAAAAUGGUACCCUCUAUAAACUUGCGAAUGAAAAUGGUACCCUCAAGCAGCUUUACACACGUAAUCAGUUCGAAAUUUGUAAAGAAAAGCUCCUUUCCAUAGAUAAGAUUUCUUUUCAAGAAAUUUCGCUGAGAGAAACAGCUGCAGCUAAUUCGAGAAGCGGUCGGCAAGGCUAUACACGCUGUCAUUGCAAAAGGAAGUGUUCCACAAAUAAAUGCAGUUGUAAAAGCAAGGGCCUCUUGUGCAAUUCAAAGUGUCAUAAUAGUUUAAGUUGUUGCAAUAAAUAA
This is a messenger RNA of Argiope bruennichi, 1239 nucleotides long. Its product is annotated as KRAB-A domain-containing protein 2-like. The record is from RefSeq and is a predicted model, not a curated record. NCBI's taxonomy places the organism in Eukaryota, Metazoa, Arthropoda, Arachnida, Araneae, Araneidae. The coding region runs from base 1 to 1239 and encodes 412 amino acids. Gene Ontology annotation, molecular function: nucleic acid binding. Gene Ontology annotation, biological process: DNA integration. The transcript has a single exon.